Molecule: messenger RNA, 1288 nt
Organism: Pistacia vera
Lineage: Eukaryota; Viridiplantae; Streptophyta; Magnoliopsida; Sapindales; Anacardiaceae
Exons: 3
Coding region: 182-853 (223 amino acids)
Source: RefSeq, a predicted model, not a curated record
CCAGAAAGUGACAUUUAGAAUGUUUAAGAAUUUUUGGACCUUUCUGGUUCUUAUACUUCUUUUGUCUUUUAUCAUAGGAUGGCAGGUUACCCGGUAACAAGUGCUCAGUUAUGGUAUAUCUCCACCAUAAAUAUAAAAAACGGGCAAUUGCAGUAUUAUUUCUUAUUUUGGAGGCAAUAUCAUGUCUGUUGGAUUUCACUGGGAAAGGCAAGCUUGGUUUCAUUGUGGCUGCAUUAGUCUUGGCGCUAUUGGUUUUUUUUUCCCAACGUUAUGGGUGUAUUUUAAGGAAAGAUCCACCAGAUUACCAGAUGAGAGACCAAUUGCGAACGUGGAGCUUUUAUUUUCUGGGAUCCAAUUACUUACAACACUCCUUCACCUUACUUUCGAACUGAAGGGUGUGUAUGAUAAGUAUAAUCUAUCAUUUUUGCCGCUAGCUUUUGCUUUUUAUCGUGUUUUCUCUGCCGUCUCUGCCUUCAGAAUGGAACAUGAAAAUGGUAUUCAUAAUGCGGCUGAUCCACCAGCUGAAAAUCAAGUCAACCAGCAUGAUGGAUCACGAAAUAUUAUGGUACAUAUGACAGUGACAGGAAAGCCUUUGAACAUGGUGAUUGAUUUGACAAUGGUUACCUGCUAUGAACAACUUUUUAGGAAACUGAGGGAUGAAAUGUCUCUAGCUGAGAAAGUGCUGUGGGGAGACAGACCCAGAUGGGAUGUACUCUACCUUGACAUUUCCAAUGCAGCACAUUACUUGCGCGAAGAUGAAAUUUCUUGGGGUGAAUUCUGCAUGGCUGCCAGGAAAAUAUUCAUCUCCCGAAAAGAAGUCCGUAAAGAGCUUGAUUUACAUUGGAGCUGUUAAACGUACGUGUCUCUCAAGAUGCUGCGGAGGUGCUGCUGACUUGGAAGUGCUGAAUAGAUUGAUGAGGUGGCAGCUGGAAAAAGGUAUUUCAGUUACUGGUGGAAUGAGUCAAGUUUCUGAAGUUGGAAAUUAGAAAUUAAGAUUAUUAACUGCAAUUAGUGUAAUCAUGCUUGUUAACUGCUGUUCUUAUUUUCCUGCAGCACUUUUUUAGUAUAUUGUUUGUUGAAUUUACUUGUAUAAAUUGCACUUUCAUUCUAACAAGCGCUUUAGAGCGCCUGCUUUGCGUCGGAAUAUAUUUCAAUUCUUCUUUUGGAGACUGCGUUGUGGUAUUGUCUGGCCAAGCAGAUAUGAGAUAGUUAUGUUGUGAUUUGAUUUACGUCUAGUAUGUUGUCCUUCCGACGCCAUGUUUUGGUUUCGCGACGAUGGGAUAGUGCA